This is a messenger RNA of Magnolia sinica, 651 nucleotides long. Its product is annotated as probable disease resistance protein RPP1. The transcript has a single exon. The record is from RefSeq and is a predicted model, not a curated record. Bases 1 to 651 code for a protein of 216 amino acids. NCBI's taxonomy places the organism in Eukaryota, Viridiplantae, Streptophyta, Magnoliopsida, Magnoliales, Magnoliaceae.
AUGGAAGGAUCUUCAGGAGGACAAUGUCAUGUGGAUAUGAAUUCUCAUGUGAUGGAAGUGAUUGAUUCUCAGAUGUUCCUAGAGAAGUACAACUUUCAUAGGAAAGAAUCAUGCCAAUGGAUCUCAUUAUCCAAUAAUCAGGUAGAAACACUCCCAUUUUGCUCUCCAGAUUGCCCUCUUCUCUCGACAUUGUUACUCAACAAUAAUGAUCACUUGCAAGAAAUCUCAGAUGAUUUUUCCACAAGCAUCUCUUCCCUGCCCUCGUCCAUGUCCUGCCUUUGCGAAUUACGGUUGUUGAAGCUCCGGAGCUGCUGCAAGCUAGACGCUCUUCCUGCAUUCUUAGAGGAUAUGCAGAAACUCAAGAUCCUCGAUCUCCAUCAAACUCCCCCGACAAAGAUGGUUGAGGUAUCCUUCCACAACAUGCAAAGCCUCCGACGUCUCAACAUCUCAGGUGCCUGCGACUUCAGCCAACUCUCGCUCAAGGGUUGUCGCUCUCUAUUGACACUGGUCAUCCCAGAUAAACUUUCAAAACAUGAGGCACUAGAUCUAUCAGGCACGAAAAUGGAAGAGCACCCGCACGAAAUUUUCAAUCUGACUACCAUGCGAUGCCUGGACCUGUUGCGAAUGGAGCAUCUCAAGAAGAUCGACUAG